Molecule: messenger RNA, 510 nt
Organism: Bursaphelenchus okinawaensis
Lineage: Eukaryota; Metazoa; Nematoda; Chromadorea; Rhabditida; Aphelenchoididae
Source: the annotation of a GenBank genome assembly
AUGAUAUUUUCAGGAUCCUUCCAAUCGUUCCAAUUACUAAUGGCACAGAGAACUCAAGUCGUUUAUCCAGAUGGGAAAACUGUUAACGUAAGUGAAUUUAACGUUGUUAGGAAAAUGAUAAUUUUAGAUGGAUUUUGACGUAUCGUUUUAUAGGAUGAACUUUAUGUUAAUAUAGGUGACACUUUUCUUAUUUUUAUUUUUUUUUAAGAUUAUGUGUAAAAUAUGAUAGGUAUGAGGUUUUAUAUAAUAUGUAUUUUUCUAAUUUAGGUACUAAUUCCAACUCCUCAAGGGUCAGUUUGGAAUGAAAUGCAUUCAAUGAGGAACGGGGAGGAUUCAUUAGACAGACUGUUGGAGUAUGGAUAUCGACGGAUAAAUUUCCUGUGCCAAAGUGCUUAUCCCGGUUUCAAAUUGAAUAAGAACUUACCCGGCCCUCCAGGCCCACCACCAGAGUCACCACCACCACCAAUUUUUGUCCAUACUAAGAAAUCCGAUGUUACUCGAAAAUUCUAA